GUAAAAGGUCACUAUUAGCCAAUUUUUUUUUCAAACUGAAUUACUUUUAUUGGAAGAAGUGUCAAUCAAAAAAGAAAGCUGAAGCUCCAAAAGUAUCCUGAGUAGAUAGUCAACCAGGGACCGAAUCACUCCUCGUAAAAAUUCACCUUGAAGUAGCCAGGCAACGUGUACCUCAAAUAGAACAAUUCUACCAUGUAAGCUGAUAUGAAAAAAAACUCCUGCCUCCGAGGAAUUUUCUGCCCAUACGAUAGCAACGAAGAAAUAUCGAGCAAGAAUGGUCGUCGACGACACCAGGAAUGCAGUGUUCACCAUGGGUCAUCAACCUCCACAAACAACAACAAUAACAACAACAGCAGCAGCAGCAACAACAACAACAACAACAACAUCAACAACAACAACACACCAACAAACAACGCCAGCCAUAAUCUAGACUACCCUAGGGUGAACGAUAACCCACACUCCACACUCGAGGGCCAUGACGAUGACACAUCAGACGUGGAAUUGCAUAGCCAUAGUAUGGACACACUUCCUCAAAAUGACCAAUCAUCUUUCGGAGGUGGCGCUAACUUUCCCAAGGUGAGGUUCAAACCCACGCCACACAUGAAAUCUAUCGCCAACGCCAAUUCAUCAGGUCUGUUGAUGAAAAUGCCUGUCAAAAGCACCCGGUUCGAGCCCCGACCUGCUCAGGUGCUGACUGGGUCUACCGAAUCAAUCAGCAGUGGAAGCAGGCGGGAUAACGCUCACUCCUCUUACAACACCACUGGCUCACCUGCUUGUUUUCAUCAGACAACUAUGAAACGCGCCGAGAGUUUUCACAGCCUGAUAUCAGUAGCUGACAGCUUCGAUGAGUCAUCCUUGCAAUACUACCCUGAAUCCAGCUCAUACCCUCGCACAACAGCCACUCAUAGCUACCCUACAACGUCAAACAACAUCCGAAGACAUGACAAUGACGUCAUCUCUCCAAACGCAUCCGAACUGCGCGAGUCGGAUGGCGGAGGUACGCCAUCCACAACUCUAGCUAGCGUUUCGUUAGACCUCGAGAAACGAUACGAGGAACUAUUGCGAAGCAAAGAAGAACGAGCAAACGAGUUAUCAGACCAACUGAACAAGUGUCAGUCGGAUUUGGUUGAGUUGAGGCAAGAAAUGGAAUCGUUAAAGGAGAAGCUGGAACUAGAGCAGUCGAUUUCAAGCAGCCGAAAAGGUGAAUUAGACGACAGUAGAGUGUUGAACGAGACGCUUGCGAUUGAGAAGUCGGUGUUGAAAGACGAAUUGGAAAGGAUGCGAAUGGAGAGUGAAAGUGAUAGGAAAAUGGUGGAAAAAUUGAAGACCGAAUUCAAUGAAAAAACAGAAAAGGAGGGUGCCUCGAACGAGAUGAGGCUACAGACAAUGAAGGAGUUCUACGAGGGGUGUGUGAGGGAGAGGGAGGAGAAGGUGAGUGGACUGCAGGUGCAGUUGGACCAACUAUCCUCCCAACACACCCACACUCUGCAGGGCUUGAGGAGGGAAUUGGAACAACUGGAACACAGGAUGGGCCAAUCAGGCGCCACUGCUACAGCAGCAGCAGCAGCAGCAGCAGCAGCAGCAGCAGCAGCAGCAGAAGCAUCAUCCCAAUCUCAAAAUGAUGUCAAUCACAAAUCUGAAGGCCAACAAAAUCUGACCACGUUCGGAAGACCUAACACAUCGUCAUUCAGCUAUAGCAAACACAGCAGCAGCAUCAACAAAUCACCUUUAACUUCACCAACCGGUGCAGCUAGUGCCAACAGUCCGCCAGGAUCGAAGGGUACAAAUUGGUCUGGAAUGGUGACAGGGUUCCCUGCUGGGGGUGACAGUGGCAGAUGGGAUGAUAGGGCGGGUGCGGGGAGUGCGUGUGAAGGACUGAAGGUGCGCAUUGAAAUGGAGCAGAUGAGGGUGGAAAAGGACGGGCUCAUAGCCGAAUUAGAGGAGCAGUUGGAGAGAGAGAAAAAUGAUAGAGAGGAAGUGGCGAGAAACCUCACGCAGGAGAUUGAAAGAAUAGUGGCGGAGAAGGAAAGCAACAGGAGUAAUUUCGAGAAGGAGUUCGCUCAGGUGCGUGAAGAGAAAGAGUGUACAAUAAACAAGCUACGCUCUGAGCUAGCAUGGCAGAAAGCAGACUGGGAACAAUGCCGAAGAAGACAUUUAGACGAACUAAGUCGAGUCAGAAAAGAGAAGCAAAUCGAAACAGAUCGGCUUCAAAGUGAGUUCGGCACGUUCCGAGACGAAGCAGAGACGGAAAAACGGCAACUGGGAGAAGAGCUGGAAAACGUGAAGGUUGAACGAGAUCAUCUGGUGAAUACAUUAAAGUGUGACCUGCAGCUGGAAAAACAACAUAAGCACGUUCUUCUUAGCGCACUCCAAAAUGAGUUGUGCGCAGUGCGUGAUCAGAAGUCGUACGAAGUGCUGCGGUUGAACCGUGAAUUGGAGCGAGUCAAGAGUGAAAAUGAAGAACGACAGAGGGAAUGCUCACUUCAGAUAGAUCAACUCAAUUCUCUCCAUUCUAGCGAGGUGGGUGAGUUGGAAAAGAGAGUGGCACUUCUGGAUCAAGAGAAGAGAGCUCUUGAGAGACAGCAGGAGAAACUAGUGGACAAGUUCAAACAGGACACCAGUCGGUCAGCUGACAAGUUCACUGUCAAGUACAGUGUGCAGAAGUCGAUCGAAGAUAGAGACAAGACCAUUGACCAACUCAGGCAACAACUCAGACAGGAGCGGGAGGAGAGUGGUCGCCAGGCGGGGGAGUUGCGGGACCAACUGAGACAGGAGAGGGAUGUGCAUGGGGAGGAGGUGUGCCAGCUGCAGACUGAGUUGGAGAGAGCGAGGAGGGAGAAGGACUGCAUUGGGGACAGUCUGAAAAGAGACCUCGGCAGGGCCAAACAGGAGCGAAGGGGCCUGGAGACGGGACUCAAAGGUGAGUUGGACAAGGUGAAAAGAGAUCGCAAUGUAGAAAUCGAGACCUUGAAAGAAGAACUGAGAAUGCUUCGGGACGACAACCGGCGUCUUAUGGACUCCAAAACGAACUCCUCCCAUGUCAGGACCCCUGUCAUUGCCCCUCCCCAUGACCUCGGAGGAGCCCCCACCCCCUCUUCAUCUUCUGCUGUUCCAGCAGGGGGAUCACACGCACAGGAAGAGGAACUGGAUUGGUACAGAGAGCACGUUCGAAAGGUCAAAGACGCAAAAGAUCGCGAAAUUAUUUUACUCGAGACUGAACUUCGAAAAGUCAGGCUGGAAAAGGACAAGCAAAUAUUGGAGCUGAAAGAAGAACUGAAAAAAUUAGAAACUAUGAAAAGAAGUGAAAUUGCUGCUUCCAAACGAGAUAUGCAGGUGCUACUUGAACAACAAGAACGGAAUUGGAAAACAAAAUUCUUUGUCAACAGUUCUGAGAACAUUCUAGAACAAGCGCCUACGCAUCCCUCGGAUUACAACCGGCCUUCGGGAAUGAACUCUUCGUCUAGGAGUCGGGCAUCGCCGAGAAGCGCAACCGGCUCUGAUAAUGCCGAUGAUUCAUCACCUUGCUACCGAACGCCAUAUCAUGCUCUAGAAGUGGCCAAAAACGUCACAUCUAAGCCUUCAAGCGCAUCAACCUUGAAGCCGUUCAAUCCACCCUCUAACGCGCGAACUUCAAUCGCUGCCGCGCUAGAUCCCAAGCAAGGCUCUUCGUCAACGACAACCCAUCAUCGCCGAAGUAACCAAGCGUCGCCGACGGGAACUUCACUCCUAACCCAACGAGCACUCGAGUCAAAAGAACGAGAAAUCCGAGAGCUCGAAGCCGAACUUGCCAGAUUACGCGAACGAGUUGGACCCAUUUCAGGUAACCCACUGAACGUCAGUGCACGCGGAUCGCGAAGCCGGGACUCAAGCACCUCGAGAACUGAACAAACCUUGACUGUAGACAACGGUGAGCAACACAACUCUAGACAUGGUUCCUCCGAUAGCAAUACAAUGCCACGCAAACACAAACGAGACCAUAGUAUGGACAGAUUGAUCAUGAAACAUCAUCAAAAUACGCGGCAUCAUGUGCCGAGAAACACGCGUGUAGACCACCAUAUCAGAAUGCAUAACGGUCCUUUUACCUCUCAGCAUGUUAGUAUACAUAGCAACAGAAACCCUUUAGUUGGUGCAGCACCAACAACAACAGGUAGCGAAAGCGACAGUGGUAUUAGCUCAACGAAUCAUACUCCAAAAGACUAUGCUAGCAUACAAGGUCCGGAACCUCUAAAUCCCCUCAGAUCAUCAAGUACGAUUACGUCAUCGAGCUACUCUCGACCAACUGUCAAGGCAUCCAGUGGAACCACUGCACAGGCGGGACGCCUCAAAUCCACAGCUAAAGUGUCCCCUUCCGUGCUUCCAAACAACCUAUGCGAGGAAAUUGAACUUCGCGAAGACCACAUUAAGAUACUAGAGUGCGAGAAGCAACGACUCGAAGAGUGCUUAACUUCAAAAGAUGAGAGAAUCCGACUUCUCGAGGCCCAAGUGACAUCGCAACAGCAGACGACGUCGUCCCAGAUGACAAGUCGAAGUGGCAGUUACCUUCCCCAUCACCAGACGGGUACCAUAAAUGGGACUGGGUUCUCCCAGUUGGACUCGGUAGACGGGUAUGACAAAGAUUCUUCCAUGCCAGACCACAGCCAUUUAUAUGCACCAUAUCAUCGGAAUUCCUUCGAAGGAACGUACGAGGAACUACCCGAAGUGAGCAACAACAGCGUCUCACCUCCCCCUCCCCCGCCAAUCAUCCGCAGUCCCUACCCCCAUCCGGUCAGCAACAGGGUCACAAACAGCAAGCGACAGCAGACAGACCACAACACUACCCUGCGGGGAUUUGUCAGCCCAGGAGGGGUAGUGGGGUUGAACCAGAGUGGUGCUAAUUGUGGGGGUGACUCAAGGCCAUCAAUAUAUGCGGCUAAAACUAUCCGAAAAACAACGGCACAGCAGCGAUCGGCUACGGAGGAAAACUCGAAAGCAGGCAGAGGCUUCAGUGAAUCACAACACAGAAACCGUGACUCACAUGGGAGUAGUGAGUCAACAGUCUCUCCGACAAUCGAGCUCUUUUCCGACUACCAACAGUCGAGUCACUUCGACCAGCCACUCAGUUCCCAACAGCACAAUGACAACUCACUCGGCAGCCAAUCAGAUUCGAGAACCUUCGAGGCUCUCACAGUGGCGACUGGGGGAAAUGAGAGAGAGCGAGGCAGUGGGGAUGACCAGUCGAGCGAUUGGGCUCAAUCGGUGCCCUCCAGGAAUUCGGCUUUCUCAGCCAGAAACGCCCGUGCCAACAAUAUCCGGACCACAAACAACAACAAUACCAACAACAAUAACCAAUUUCUUCUCAAUCAGUCAUCCGAACUCCAUUCCGAUGACGUCACGGCCCGUCAGAAAGUGACAUCAUCCAAUUCUCCAGCCCCCAGCAGCUAACAGUGAGAAUAGUUGGCAACAAUCGAAAACAGUAACAAUCCAAAUCGGCCCUUCAGCAGGUGUAAUAUGUUAUUAUAUAAGAAAACUAAUUAACGACAGACUGAUACCAAAAUUGAUGCCACUUAAUUUAUGCUAAUUUGGAUAAAAGCUGCCCCUCUUUUUCAAAAAUGAUAAUUUGCAAAAGAAUUAUUUUGUAACGUUUUGUAAAUUCGCAAUUCAAAUUUUCCAAUGUGCACAAUACCGAUGUUAUUUUCAUUGAGCUAUCCUAGCCCACUUUAAGCAAACAACUCCUCAAUUUCAUAAGACUAAUCGCGUCGUGUGAAGACUUGAAUGGCUCCAACACCGUUUUAGGGUUAUAGAAUGAAAAGAUUUAUCAUUUUUAAGUCGCGUGGUUAACUUUUUGUGUGGUUAUUCAUUUAAUGUAAAAAUGAUUGUGCUCAAAGUAAGGCAAAUUUCGCUAUAUUCAACAAAGACGGUGCAAAAAACGUA
Symsagittifera roscoffensis is the source of this 5910-nucleotide messenger RNA. RefSeq lists its product as uncharacterized. The coding region runs from base 205 to 5421 and encodes 1738 amino acids. Gene Ontology annotation, cellular component: myosin filament; myosin II complex; cytoplasm. The transcript is spliced from 18 exons. NCBI's taxonomy places the organism in Eukaryota, Metazoa, Xenacoelomorpha, Acoela, Convolutidae. The record is from RefSeq and is a predicted model, not a curated record. Gene Ontology annotation, molecular function: actin filament binding; microfilament motor activity.